Molecule: messenger RNA, 777 nt
Organism: Soboliphyme baturini
Lineage: Eukaryota; Metazoa; Nematoda; Enoplea; Dioctophymatida; Soboliphymatidae
Source: the annotation of a GenBank genome assembly
CUGCGGUCGGUCGAUGGAGCGUUGCCGAAGGGCAGCGAUACGCAGACCAUUGGAGGCAGUUCAGAAAGCAGCGAAACGCUCUACCCGCAGCCGGUGGAUGGCGGAUAUGGCUGGAUGAUCGUGUUCGCUGCUUUCCUCGUGCAUUUGAUCGCCGAUGGCAUUUCAUUCAGCUUUGGAAUCCUCUACACGGAGAUCCAGCAGUUCUACGGCACGGGCAAGGGCGAAAGUGCCAUCGUCGGGUCUAUCUUCAUGGCCCUGCCGUUGCUGGCCGGACCGCUCGCCAGUGCUAUGAUCGACCGUUACGACUGCCGCCGGGUGACGAUAUUCGGGGGGCAACUUAGUGCCAUUGGCUUCCUGCUCAGUUGGUUUGCGCCUAACAUCGCCACUCUGUCACUGACUUUCGGCAUCAUGUCCGGCUUGGGUCUCAGUUUUUGUUUUACGGCGGCGAUCGUGUCUGUGACUUAUUAUUUCGAGAAGAAACGCGGACUGGCCACAGGUCUGGCUGUAUGUGGCAGUGGACUUGGUACUUUUACGUUCGCACCGCUUAUUGACUUUUUAUUGGAGAAGUACCUGUGGCAAGGAACCCUAAUAAUUUUGGCAGGCAUUCUGCUGCACCUUAUGGUGUGCGGCGCGUUGAUGCGUGAACUCGAGUGGCCUGAAGACACGUUCGAGUACAAGAAAACUAAAUUCCUCCGUUCGCUCGAUGCCGUCAGUCACAUCGUGCAUGGUAGUAGCGCCACGAACGUUAAACAGCCUACGGAGUCUAGUCCUUUCACU